Messenger RNA from Cynocephalus volans (Philippine flying lemur), 2388 nucleotides. It is a transcript of the gene CNGB3, whose product is annotated as cyclic nucleotide gated channel subunit beta 3. Gene Ontology annotation, cellular component: plasma membrane; intracellular cyclic nucleotide activated cation channel complex; photoreceptor outer segment. The record is from RefSeq and is a predicted model, not a curated record. Gene Ontology annotation, molecular function: cGMP binding; intracellularly cGMP-activated cation channel activity; intracellularly cAMP-activated cation channel activity. The transcript has 18 exons. NCBI's taxonomy places the organism in Eukaryota, Metazoa, Chordata, Mammalia, Dermoptera, Cynocephalidae. Gene Ontology annotation, biological process: monoatomic cation transmembrane transport.
AUGUUUAAAUCACUGACAAUAAAACUUAACAAGGUGCAGCCUAUAGAAGAAAACAAUGAGAAUGAACAAGAGUCUCUUCUAAGUAAUCAGUCUCAGCAAUCCACAAGUCAGGAAGAAAACAAAAGUGAAACGAAAUCCCUCGAAACCAAGACAUGUGAAGAGUCACACACCAAAAUACAAGAUAAAAUCUCUGAGAAAAAUACCUGCAGAGAUCUGAGAAAAAUACCUACAAACCCUGACCCUCAAAAUUCAACAGAACCAUCCAGGACAACUCCAGCGCGGAAGGAAACAGGCACUGGGGAAGAAGGCCCAAUCAGCCCAAAAAGCAAACCACUUGCAGCCCGUUUUAUUAAUGAGUAUGCAGAUGCCCAGCUACACAACCUAGUGAGAAGAAUGCAUGAAAGAACAGCCCUCUACAAGAGAAAAUUGGCAGAGGGAGAUAUGUCCUCACCAGAAGCCAGCCCGCAAACUGCAAAGCCCACAGCGGUACCAUCAACACAAGAAAGCAAUGCUAACCUGAAAGAAGAACAUUACUAUGUCCUACUGUGUUUUAAGAUUCAGAAGUUACCCCUGACAGAAUACCUAAAGCAAAUAAGACUUCCAAGAAGCAUAGAUUCAUAUACAGAUCGACUUUACCUCCUGUGGCUCUCAACUGUCACCAUUGCCUAUAACUGGAACUGCUGGAUUAUCCCACUACGCCUAGUCUUUCCAUAUCAAACACCAGACAACACACACUACUGGCUAAUUACAGAUGGCAUAUGUGAUAUCAUCUACAUUUGUGAUAUGCUGUUAAUCCAGCCCAGACUCCAGUUUGUAAGAGGAGGAGACCUAAUAAUGGAUUCAAAUGAGCUCAAGAGACACUACAGGAGUUCUGCAAAAUUUUGGUUGGAUGUCGCAUCAAUAAUACCAUUUGAUGUUUUCUACUUCUUCUUUGGGUUUAAUCCAAUAUUUAGAACAAACAGGAUGUUAAAGUACACUUCAUUUUUUGAGUUUAAUCAUCACCUAGAGUCUAUAAUGGACAAAGCCUAUAUCUACAGAAUUAUUCGGACAGCUGGAUACUUGCUGUUUAUUCUGCAUAUUAAUGCCUGUAUUUAUUACUGGGCUUCAGACUAUGAAGGAAUUGGCAGUACUAAAUGGGUGUAUAAUGGUGAAGGAAACAAGUAUCUGAGAUGUUAUUAUUGGGCAGUUCGAACUUUAAUUACCAUCGGGGGCCUUCCAGAACCACAAACUUUGUUUGAAAUUAUUUUUCAGCUCUUGAAUUUUUUUUCUGGAGUUUUUGUGUUCUCCAGCUUAAUUGGUCAGAUGCGAGAUGUCAUUGGGGCAGCUACAGCCAAUCAGAACAACUUCCGUGCCAACAUGGAUCAUACCAUUGCCUACAUGAACACUUAUUCCAUUCCUAGAAGUGUGCAGAAUCGGAUUCGUACUUGGUAUGAAUUUACAUGGGACUCACAAAGAAUGCUGGAUGAGUCUGAUUUGCUCAAGACCCUGCCUACUACCAUGCAGUUAGCCCUUGCCGUUGAUAUAAACUUCAACAUCAUCAGCAGAGUCAACCUAUUCAAGGGUUGUGAUACACAGAUGAUUUAUGAUAUGUUGCUAAGAUUGAAAUCUGCUGUCUACUUACCUGGUGACUUUGUCUGCAAAAGGGGAGAAAUUGGCAAGGAAAUGUAUAUCAUCAAGCAAGGAGAAGUCCAAGUUCUUGGAGGCGCUGAUGGUGCUCAAGUUCUGGUUACUCUGAAAGCUGGGGCAGUGUUUGGAGAAAUCAGCCUUCUAGCAGCAGGAGGAGGAAACCGUCGAACUGCGAACGUCGUGGCCCAUGGGUUUGCCAAUCUCUUAACUCUGGACAAAAAGACCCUCCAAGAAAUUCUAGUGCAUUAUCCAGAUUCUGAAAAGGUUCUCAUGAAGAAAGCCAGAAUGCUUUUAAAGCAGAAUGUUAAGGCCACCCCUCCAAGAAAAGAACUUGCUUUUAUCUUUCCACCAAAAGAAGAGACACCCAAAAUGUUUAAAGCUCUCCUGGGAGGCACAGGAAGAGCAGGUCUUGCAAGACUACUGAAGUUGAAGAGAGAACAAACAGAUCAGGUAAUGAGACAAAGUGAAUAGAAGGCUGUAAAGGAGAAAGACCUGGACUGAAAAAAAAGUGAAAAUUCUGAAGGAGAAGAGCGUAAAGGAAAAGAAGAUGAAGAUAAAGGAAGAGAGCCAGCAGAGAAACCACUGGACAGUUCCAAAUGUAGAGCAAGUUCUAUGACAGCAGAGGAAGUGCCCCCAUCCAUUACAAAGACAGUUUUACCCAGAGCAACUAAACGUCAGUCACUCAUCAUCAGCAUGGCUCCUUCUGCAGAGGCUGGGGAGGAGGUUCUGACUAUUGAAGUCAAAGAAAAGGAUAAGCAAUAA